Zychaea mexicana is the source of this 2394-nucleotide messenger RNA. Its product is annotated as RNA12 protein-domain-containing protein. Lineage: Eukaryota; Fungi; Mucoromycota; Mucoromycetes; Mucorales; Lichtheimiaceae. Gene Ontology annotation, cellular component: mitochondrial inner membrane. Gene Ontology annotation, molecular function: RNA binding. The transcript has 8 exons. The record is from RefSeq and is a predicted model, not a curated record. Bases 213 to 2246 code for a protein of 677 amino acids.
AAAGUGACGCAUAUGGAAGCACGGUAAGUAUUCUAUUUGGGAGAAUGGAACAAUGGCGAUGGACAUGGGGGUCUUAACACAAUACGAAAUUUUGUCACGUAACUUUUCAAAGCACGAAGGAUGGGGGAGCCGUUGUCGAGUUUGGAUUCAAGAGCACUUUGGAAAACAAAAAGGCAGUGGCACAGGAAAUCGUGCAUAAAAUUGAAGAGCAUAUGAAGGCAAACAAUGUAGUCGCAUCAUUCAAUCUACAGCAAAUUCGGGCAUUCUUGGUCAAAGGUGAACCCUUCCUUGAAGACCUUGUCGCUCGAUAUCCAUCUCCUCGAUUGCGAAUCGAGUUUCAAGGCGAGCCUGUCACUGUGGAGCGGUUAUACAAGCAUCUUCGAGAAUAUGGAAAAAUCUACGAUAUUGCCCUCCAUCCUAACCCGUUUACCUCUAAAGAACCAGCCCGUUAUGCUAUUGUCCAGUUCACUCGUGUCCGAUCCGCCACAAGUGCUCGCAACUGUCUCCACGGGCAUCUAAUCCAAGGUAACAGACUUAACAUUUUGUAUGAGAGACAACUGCGUACAAAUGUGGUCAAAGAAUGGAUUAUGGAGCAUCCAAGAAUCACAGUACCCAUCCUCGCUGCUAUCAUUGCCGGUAUAACAUAUUCGAUCUUUGAUCCAAUGCGUGAGUUCUUCAUUGCUUCGCGCGUGAUGCAACGCUUCAACCUAGAAGAAUAUGACUUCUAUCGAUGGCUGCGAAGAGAAACAUGGGCUCGACUUGUUGCUGUAGACCGACACAAUGACCAGGCAACCGUGUUCGAAGAAGACACCGAAGAUAUCAAGAAGAUUCAAUCUUGGCUCAAUGAAACUCCUGAGUCGUUUGUUGUUGUUACUGGUCCAAGAGGCUCAGGAAAGACUGGUGUAGUAAGGGCUGCAUUGUCCGAUCGAAAUAACAAAAUUCUCAUCGACUGCGAAGCACUUGCCAAUACCCGCAACCAAUCUGAGAUGAUCGUCGAUUUGGCCAAGCAGCUGGGCUACUUCCCGGUAUUCACCUGGGUCUCCUCCAUGGGAAAGCUCCUAGAUACGGUUAUUGCAGCAUCGACAGGCCAAAGCGCGGGUAUUGCUUCGUCACCAGAAGCUCAAAUCCAAAAAAUUUUGGAAUCAGCAGCUAUCGCACUUCGCGACGUCUCCCCUCAAAGUGACGAAUUCAAGGAGGACGGCAGAAGAAAGAAACGCGGUAUCUACGAUGGCAUCAAAUAUUGGAUUAGCAGAAAGCUCGAAAUGAAAAACGACGAAAAGAGGGAUCCACAUGAUGUGCGUAAAGAUAUUCCAGUCAUUGUCUUUGACAAUUUCAUGCACAGAGAGACCUCUAUGACAGAGCACCUUUGGACCGAGAUUUCCCACUUUGCUAGUCUGCUCAUUGAAAAUGAAGUGGCACACGUUGUGUUUGUCAGCUCGAACGUUUCUGUUAAUAAGAUUCUGAACAAAGCACUGCCUGGACGAAGUUUUGAGACCAUUCAGACUACGGAUGCUUCGCCAGAGAUGUCUCUGUCGUUUAUUGCUCGUCAGCUAGGUACAAAGGAGCUUAACGAAAAACUACACUCGGUUGUCGUUGCGCUGGGUGGCCGACUUACUGAACUGGAGUUACUGGUGCAGAAGUUGAAGAUGAAGAUGGAUCCACUAGAUGCCCUUGAAGAUAUUGUUCAACGCACAGUCGUGGAGAUCCGUAAAUAUGGUUUCAAUGAAACAGCAGAUCUUGAAGAGCACCAAAUGGAGUGGUCUGCAAUUCAGUUUUGGGAGAUCGUUAAAGGGCUAUCCCUAACCAAGAGUGUCAAUUUUGACGAGCUGAAAUUCGGUACCUUCUUCAAAGGCGAUGAGAAGCCUCUCUGGGCAAUGGAGCGCGCAGAACUCAUCACAGUUCUUUACAAAGAUGGACGCGCCAACUCGGUUCGUCCAGGAAAACCAGUGAUGUACACGGCGUUCGACCGACUUGUUUCGGAUAAAGUGUUUGCUGCUACCAUGGAGAUUGAAACAAACCAGUAUCUCAAAAAAUUGGCCGAGGAUAGUAUAUCCAAAUUUGAGGAAACAGUGACAUCGCUAUCCAACAUUUACAACGGAAAGCCACCGAAGGAGAUCAAUAACCGCAUCAACUACCUCCUUAGCAAGAUCGACAAAACGCAGAAGGAUAUUGAAACUUACGAGAGAAGGAUUACAGAAGCGCGCAAUAUGGUCACGGUGGCAUGGGAAGAUUGUACCUCGUCCUGAAAAAGUCGGAAUAAACAAUAAUUUAUUUGCGUUUCUAAUAGACGCAGAAACAAAACGGAUGUUGGAUCCACAAUUCUCCCUUGCUCAAGCCCAAGGAAACAGAAAAUAGAAAAAAAAACAGAUGAAUGAUUUCUCGAACACACCGCCG